Molecule: messenger RNA, 1653 nt
Organism: Procambarus clarkii (red swamp crayfish)
Lineage: Eukaryota; Metazoa; Arthropoda; Malacostraca; Decapoda; Cambaridae
Source: RefSeq, a predicted model, not a curated record
AUGUGGGAGCAGGACAAGCGCUUAAUGUGGGAGCGGGCGCUUAAUGUGGGAGCGGGGCAAGCGCUUAAUGUGGGAGCAGGACAAGCGCUUAAUGUGGGAGCGGGGCAAGCGCUUAAUGUGGGAGCGGGGCAAGCGCUUAAUGUGGGAGCAGGACAAGCGCUUCAUGUGGGAGCAGGACAAGCGCUUAAUGUGGGAGCAGGACAAGCGCUUAAUGUGGGAGCAGGACAAGCGCUUAAUGUGGGAGCAGGACAAGCUCUUAAUGUGGGGGCGGGGCAAGCGCUUAAUGUGGGAGCAGGACAAGCUCUUAAUGUGGGAGCAGGGCAAGCGCUUAAUGUGGGCAGGAAGCUCAGGUGGGAGCAGGGCAAGCGCAAGCGCUUAAUGUGGGAGCAGGGCAAGCGCUUAAUGUGGGAGCAGGACAAGCUCUUAAUGUGGGAGCGGGGCAAGCGCUUAAUGUGGGAGCAGGACAAGCGCUUAAUGUGGGAGCAGGACAAGCGUGGGAGCUUAAUGUGGGAGCAGGACAAGCGCUUAAUGUGGGAGCGGGGCAAGUGCUUAAUGUGGGAGCAGGACAAGCGCUUAAUGUGGGAGCUGGACAAGCGCUUAAUGUGGGAGCAGGACAAGCGCUUAAUGUGGGAGCGGGGCAAGCGCUUAAUGUGGGAGCAGGACAAGCGCUUAAUGUGGGAGCAGGACAAGCGCUUAAUGUGGGAGCAGGGCAAGCGCUUAAUGUGGGAGCAGGGCAAGCGCUUAAUGUGGGAGCAGGACAAGCGCUUAAUGUGGAAGCGGGGCAAGCGCUUAAUGUGGGAGCGGGACAAGCGCUUAAUGUGGGAGCAGGACAAGCGCUUAAUGUGGGAGCAGGACAAGCGCUUAAUGUGGGAGCAGGACAAGCGCUUAAUGUGGGAGCAGGACAAGCGCUUAAUGUGGGAGCGGGGCAAGCGCUUAAUGUGGGAGCAGGACAAGCGCUUAAUGUGGGAGCAGGACAAGCGCUUAAUGUGGGAGCAGGGCAAGCGCUUAAUGUGGGAGCGGGGCAAGCGCUUAAUGUGGGAGCAGGACAAGCUUAAUGGCAAGCGCUUAAUGUGGGAGCGGGGCAAGCGCUUAAUGUGGGAGCGGGGCAAGCGCUUAAUGUGGGAGCAGGGCAAGCGCUUAAUGUGGGAGCGGGGCAAGCGCUUAAUGUGGGAGCGCUUAAUGUGGGAGCGAGGCAAGCGCUUAAUGUGGGAGCGAGGCAAGCGCUUAAUGUGGGAGCGGGGCAAGCGCUUAAUGUGGGAGCGGGGCAAGCGCUUAAUGUGGGAGCAGGACAAGCGCUUAAUGUGGGAGCGGGGCAAGCGCUUAAUGUGGGAGCGGGGCAAGCGCUUAAUGUGGGAGCGGGGCAAGCGCUUAAUGUGGGAGCGAGGCAAGCGCUUAAUGUGGGAGCGAGGCAAGCACUUAAUGUGGGAGCAGGACAAGCGCUUAAUGUGGGAGCGGGGCAAGCGCUUAAUGUGGGAGCAGGACAAGCGCUUAAUGUGGGAGCGAGGCAAGCACUUAAUGUGGGAGCUGGACAAGCGCUUAAUGUGGGAGCGGGGCAAGCGCUUAAUGUGGGAGCGAGGCAAGCGCUUAAUGUGGGAGCGAGGCAAGCGCUUAAUGUGGGAGCGAGGCAAGCGCUUAAUGUGGGAGCAGGAUUAA